Messenger RNA from Nelumbo nucifera (sacred lotus), 634 nucleotides. Its product is annotated as cysteine proteinase inhibitor 1-like. Gene Ontology annotation, molecular function: cysteine-type endopeptidase inhibitor activity. The record is from RefSeq and is a predicted model, not a curated record. Lineage: Eukaryota; Viridiplantae; Streptophyta; Magnoliopsida; Proteales; Nelumbonaceae.
CUGACCUCCCUCGGUUUUCAGUUUUCUGUAUAGGCAGAGAUAGAGAGAGAGACGAGUAGCAAAGAUGAAAACCGACUCGCUUCUUCUUCCUCUUCUUCUCAUGGUUGCCUUCCUUUUCUUCUUCAAUGGAACGUCUGGCAACGCUGUUGGUAGGAGGUCGCUUAUCCCGGGGGGUUGGCAACCUAUAAAAGAUGUGCGGGACGCACAUGUGAAAGAGAUCGCCCAGUUCGCCGUCACCGAGCACAACAAGGAGGCGAAGACUAAUCUCAAGUUCCAGAAGGUGAUCCGGGGGGAGUCCCAAGUUGUGGCCGGCACCAAUUAUCGCCUUAUACUGGCGGCAAAGGAUGGGCGUGCUAGCAGCAAGUACGAAGCCGUCGUGUGGGAGAAGCCUUGGGAGAGUUUUAGGAACCUCACAUCUUUCAAACGUGUCUGAGAUCCUACCAUGUUCUUGGUGAGUAGGGUAGACUUAAUAAGCGGCUAAGUGUCUAUGUUGUGUUGUUGUACAAUAUCCGCAUUGCAGAAAUUGGACGAUUUCUCAGAUCUAGUUUGGGUUUUAUGAUAUUUUGUUAUUAGAUAUUUAUAUUGUCUUAAUAUGUUUUUUUGCUACUUGGUAAUGCCAAACGGGUCUUCUGUA